AUGACUGAACCCUUCCCGACCCCAACAGCGACACCGAAACGCAAGCGAGACGAGGACUUUCCCUUGUCUCCGAUAUUUACCACCUCGAGUUUCUCCUUCCAGCUACCCGAUGCCAAGAGCGACGAUGAAGGAAGCGGGAGCCCGCACAGCAAGGUCGUCCACAAGUUUCGUGGUUUGGCCUUGAAUGGAGGUGCUGGUGGGGGCGGGGUGCUGGCCCAGCAACAGAAGCGAGAUUGGCCAUACGACCCUACGCCGGAAGACCGUCGGGACGGGUACAACGACGACCCUUUCGCAAGCCGAAAGAGAGCCAAGGUCCCAGAGCUGGAUAUGAAGGACGCCGAAGCAGUCGUAGCCGAACCAGUUGUCAUUCCCGACCCGGAGAUCAAGAGCGACCCUGUUCCUGCAGUCAAGUUCAAGUCGGUUACCGGCGACACCACUGAUACAACCACCGAGGAGAUUCUACAGCCUAUAGCGAUGACUGCCGCCGCUACAAACCUGCAACGCCCGCACUCCUUGAUGAAUCGACUACAUGACCCCAAGUCUAAGGGACGAAGACGCGCCGGCACCCCGCCGCUGAAGGGUCGCAAGGGCAAGGUCGCCCAGGCGCAAGACGAGGACCGGGAGAUGAAGAUCGUGGACCCGGUCCGGGCCGCACUGACGUGGAAGGAGGAGGAGAUUACGAUUUAUGACCCCGAGGAUGAGGACGACGACGGAACAGGAAUCAACGGUGUCGGCUUCAUGCCAACAGCCGCCAUGGCUUACGUGCGAACGCAGAAGCGCCGGCUUCAGCUCGCCGAGUACAAGAAGCGGGAAGAGAGCGAGGCCAGAGCCCGGCGCAACCAGCGCAGACGGGGCAGCGCCGCGGGCCUAUGCUCUGGUAACAGUAGUGGUGGCAGGGGCGGCGGCGUGCGAAAGGUUCGCUUCACAGAAGCAGAGCCCAACCCGGUUGUGACGAACGUAUGA
This is a messenger RNA of Colletotrichum graminicola M1.001, 963 nucleotides long. RefSeq lists its product as uncharacterized. Lineage: Eukaryota; Fungi; Ascomycota; Sordariomycetes; Glomerellales; Glomerellaceae. The coding region runs from base 1 to 963 and encodes 320 amino acids. The transcript has a single exon. The record is from RefSeq and is a predicted model, not a curated record.